GAGGAAGAGGAGGAGGAGGAGGAAGAGAAAAAUAAAGAAUAAAAAGCAAACCUCUUCCUGACGGGGAAGCAGCUCCUCUGCUGGAGAUGUGUGCGGCGAGCGAGCCCUGCGGCGUGGCGUUCGGCCUGGCGGGGGAGGGCGACUUCCAGCAGGUGCUGGACAUCUGCAGCGGGGGACGCCUUCGACGGCUCGACUACAUGGGCGCCGUCUUCCACCGCUGGCUGCAGGAGCCCGGACGCCUCGUCUUCAUCGGCCGGAUCCAGCAGAGAGUGGUGGCGCUGGAGUCCGCGUUGCUGGUGGACGGUGGUCAGACCGUCGUGGUUCAGGGCCUCAGGGUGGUUCCUGAUCUGAGGGGGCGGGGCAUUGCGGGCGCCCUCAGGAAGCAUGUGAUCGCCCAAGUCCGCCAACAUUACCCAGAAGUCUGUGCUAUCAGACUGACUCGAGGACAAGCACCGACUCCAGAGACUCUCACCAAGUACAGACUGAUCGCAAAGGAGGCCAUCUUGUCUCUGUGCUGCGAGGCGGCCCACCUCGGCCCCUUCAUCGCUGAGCUUCGCUCCAAACUGGCCCGGUAGAGAGCGAGUCCUCCUUGGGCGGCCCGCUGACCCUGAGCCGGGAGCAGGCCGAGACCCUGAUCCUGACCCGGCACGUGGUCUCCAACCUGCUGCCCGGCAAAACCAUCAUCAGCGACUGGGAGCCCCUGAAGCCACUGGAGGCCAACCUGGAGGUGCUGCGCCGCCGAGGGCUCACCUGGAUCGUGGACCGGGGAGUCUGAACCUGAGGCGCUCGGUCUCUGUACCGAACCGUACGCCGUCCCGUACGACGCGACGCCCUGCACUUCAACAUCAACAUCUUCGGCCGCAGCCCUGGCCUCGGUGUGCGCGGUGUUCCUGGCUCAGCUGGAAGCUCUUCUGCCGAGUCUCAGAGGUUACCUGGUCUUCUCACCUACGUGGACCCGGAGGUCUGGUCCGGGUACGCCAGUUCUGUCAGAACGACGCUAACGUGUCUUUGUUUAAGGACUACUGGGAGGAUUAUGUUCUGGAGACAGAUAUCUGACAUAGCAACACAUCAAGUCUUCAGAAGGGUCCAGAGAUUCUUUUUAAAGGUCUUGUGAGAUGUUUUUGUGGACUCCAGGGACUCUCCCGGACUCUGUGAGCUCCUGAUCAGGCUUGUUGUAAUCUGUGUCCGUCAGACAUAAAGUUAUAAAUCCUCUGAACAUG
Salarias fasciatus (jewelled blenny) is the source of this 1220-nucleotide messenger RNA. Its product is annotated as histidine N-acetyltransferase-like. The record is from RefSeq and is a predicted model, not a curated record. Bases 87 to 575 code for a protein of 162 amino acids. The transcript is spliced from 5 exons. NCBI's taxonomy places the organism in Eukaryota, Metazoa, Chordata, Actinopteri, Blenniiformes, Blenniidae. Gene Ontology annotation, molecular function: acyltransferase activity, transferring groups other than amino-acyl groups.